AUGUCAAAGUCAGACCAUGACAGCGAUUUGGAGACGGGAGGCACGGAGGAAGAACCCCUCAUCUUCUCACAAGAGAAACACAAAUUGUCGACUUUUUUCUCAUCGGUAAAAUGUCUGUGUUUACUUUUAUCCAGAAAAUCUAAACUCCUAAAAUGGCGAGUGGCUUUUGCAUUGCUGCUGAUAGUGGCGGUGGCUGCGGGUGUGACCAUGGGAUUGUUGUAUUACUACAAAGACACUGGAAAUGAGCCAAUUCAAGCCCCGCCACCGCCGAGUGGCGAGUACCAGUACGCCAAAGCUGCGGUGGCCGCCGAUGCUGGAGAAUGCUCAGAGAUUGGCCGGGAUAUUUUGGAAGAGGGCGGCUCAGCCGUUGACGCGGCUAUUGCAGCCUUGUUGUGUGUCGGUCUUCAUAACUGUCAAAGUGCAGGGAUCGGAGGAGGGUUCUUUAUGCUGACCUACAACGCCAGGACUCGAACCGUAGACAUGUUGGAUGCCAGAGAGAAGGCUCCACUUGCCGCUUUUGAAAACAUGUAUAAAAAUGAGACUGAUGAUGCGUCCACCUUUGGUGGCUUGGCUAUUGGUGUUCCCGGGGAGAUAGCUGGCUACUGGACCGCUCACCAACGCUACGGUGUCCUACCCUGGAGGGAUCUAUUCCAACCUGCAAUCAGAUUAGCAGAGGAAGGAUAUGUUAUAGGCAAAGCACUGGCUGGUGCCAUUCUUUCUGAAGAGAGUAAAAUUAAGAACGAUUCAAGCCUAAGUGAAAUUUUUGUGAACUCUGCCACGGGCGAGAUUCUGAAGGAGGGAGACACGUUGAUUAACACCAAACUGGCCGAGACUUACCAGAAACUAGCCGAGGGUGGAGAAGAUGCCUACUAUAGGGGAGAACUAACUGAUGACAUCGUGGCUGAUAUUACAGACAAAAAUGGCGUAAUUAAAAAGGAAGAUCUGGAAGGAUACAGUGUCCGACGAAGGACACCUCUGAUGAUUGAAUUGGACGGUAUGAAGGUGUACACGCCCCCACCGCCAGGCAGCGGCGCUGUGUAUUCACUCAUGAUGAAUAUCCUUGACGGAUAUGACAUUGGCCCGGACAGUAUAACUACCACUGAAGCCGAGAUCCUAACAACUCAUCGCAUGGUGGAAUCUUUCAAGUUCGCCUAUGCAGGCCGAUCAUUCCUUGGAGAUGAAGACUACGUGGAUGUCAAAGAGAUUGUUGCCAACAUGACGUCACAGUCUUACGCAGACUCCUUACGAGCCGCUAUUAGUGACGACUCCUCACACGAUCCAUCCUACUACGCAGGGUACUACAACCAGCCAGAUAGCGGCACAGCCCACCUGUCAGUUGUCGAUGGGGAUGGCAACGCGGUGUCUGUAACAAGCACCAUUAACACAUAUUUGGGUUCCAAAGUUCGCGGUACUCGAACAGGGAUCAUCUUCAACAACGAGAUGGACGACUUUUCUCAACCUGAUAGGCCGAAUUCUUACGGCCUCCCGCCGUCACCGAGCAAUUUCAUCCGGCCGGGGAAGCGGCCAAUGUCUUCCAUGACACCCACCAUCAUCGUGGAUCGCGACGGGAAAUUUAAACUGGUGGUUGGUGCAUCGGGAGGGUCGCGUAUUACAACUGGCGUUGCCCAGGUAUCAGUGGAUACACUUUGGUAUGGUGAGAGCAUAAAAGAAGCGAUCCAACGCAAACGUCUUCAUCACCAAUGGGUUCCCAAUAAUGUCACCUACGAGGCAGACUACAAUCAGGACGUCAUCGAUGGUUUGAGAGAGAAGGGUAACUAUCCAAUGGUGUCUUCGAGUGGAUGCGUAGUGCAAGGCAUCCUUCGUGACGCGCAGGGAUUCUUGAACGCUUACAGUGACGACCGGAAAGGAGGCUACCCGGCUGGCAUCUAAACUUGACCUUUUUAAUCACCCAAAGGAAGAUGGUAUCCCGUUUGUGCCAACUUCAGAGCUCAUGUGCCACA
This is a messenger RNA of Patiria miniata (bat star), 1961 nucleotides long. Its product is annotated as glutathione hydrolase 1 proenzyme-like. Gene Ontology annotation, cellular component: plasma membrane. The record is from RefSeq and is a predicted model, not a curated record. The transcript is spliced from 11 exons. Bases 1 to 1890 code for a protein of 629 amino acids. Lineage: Eukaryota; Metazoa; Echinodermata; Asteroidea; Valvatida; Asterinidae. Gene Ontology annotation, molecular function: glutathione gamma-glutamate hydrolase. Gene Ontology annotation, biological process: glutathione catabolic process.